AUGGCGUCGUCACGGGUGAUGGCGUCGUCGUCGUCGGCAGGUUCAGAUGUGGCGCGCCAUUCCAGCUUAUAUUCCGUCGGACGCCUGGCGGAGCUGAGCGGGGGUCGGCGCGGGAGCAACGCUGGAUCUACGAACAUGGAGGAUCUGCUGCGAAAUUUUUACGCGGAGAGCCCUGCCCGAGGUGCCGCCAUGGGAGAUGAGAACUCGCCCUAUGUCGGUGGUGCGAGGUCACUGGAGGACGGCGCCGGGGGGGGUGGAAGUGAAAGGGAGGUGCCCCUGUCUCAACAGGAAAGGCUCUCGGCGCCCAGGGUCGCAGAUAGGAGGACGACGGAGGAGGUUUGGGAACAGAUUUCUAGAGACCGGAAGGCUGACGUUGGAGCGGAGGGGAUUUACAAGGAGGAAUUCGAGGAGAUAACGCUCGAGGACUUCUUAGCGCGUGCUGGGCCGGAGACGGAGGAUGACUCACCAUCUGCCCCGGUGUUCAUGCAGCCGCAAGUGGAGGGGCCCAUGGUCCGGUUUGCGGCUGACGCCUCCACGGGAGAUCGAUACCCCCAAAAUAAUCAACAGCUACUCCUGGUGGAUGGAUCAUUUGCAAGGUUUGGAAAUGGAGCGGACAGCGGAGGUGGAGGGAGGGGAAAGAGGAAGCUGGUGGCGGAUCCCGUGGACAAGGCAUCGCAGCAGAGGCAGAAGAGAAUGAUAAAGAACAGGGAAUCGGCUGCAAGGUCGAGGGAGAGGAAACAGGUCUGUGUAUUAUCUUUGGCUUAAUUACUAGUCAGUUAAAUCAACUCUUUUCAAUAAGGUUUCACGAAUUCGUCCGUGAAGCAAUCUUCGAUAUGUAAAUUUAUUGUUCCUGCUUUUGUAUUUUUCUGGGUAAUUUGUAGGCUUAUAUUCAGCAACUUGAAACGUUAGCAGCAAGGCUUGAGGAGGAAAACGCAACUAUGCGUGAAGAGCAGGUACCCUAUUCCGUCCCCACUAUGCGUUUAGAUUACCUUAGUCUAACGACAAAGGGUCAUACACUCAGCAUAGCAAUUCUCCCGAAAGAGAAUUAUCCUUGUAGUACCAAAAGAAUUAAGUUCAUGUUUGAUUGAAUCAAGAGAAGAAAAGAUCUAUUAGAUAUUUGUCAUCGAUCCUUUUGCAAAACAUUAUCCUCGUGAGAUUGAAUGAAUUUUUUCGAUUCUUUGGAAUGGUAAUUUCAUCCCUCAGAUGAUCUUCAUGAUGCAAAACCUGAGACAAACUUGAUGGAAUCAUUUUUCUAAUUCAAUUCCCCGAGCUUUUGUUCAUAGGCUGACAACAUUCAUUAUUCCUAGAAACAUGAUGGGAUUCUACUUCUAAGAAACUAAGGUUAUAUUGUUGGAAACAUUUUGGUGUCCACUGUGUGGUAACCAACAAACUGGGCCUUUAAUCAUUUAUGGGAAGAACUUCUUACAUUAUCAUUUCUUCAUUUUUUCGAAUGAAAGAAACUACUUCUAUAUUUAUAUUAUUAGCCUUCACAAUCAGUCUUAGUUUGGAUAAGCACUUUGGACUGUUUAUUUUCCUGUCUUUCUUCUAAUGCCUUUUUGGGAUUGAGCUGAUGUGAUUGUGAAACUGCAGGUGGAGCAGAAAAAGGCAAGGUUUAAACAAGUAAGUUUACCUUCCUGAUUAUUAUUUAUUUACGUGAUUUUUGUGGUAAAAAUCCAUGAUUUUAUGACUUUGGUUUUUCCUAUGUUCAUGAAAGCAUGCAUGUAUUCUUCUUUAAAUUAUUUCAUUGACCUGUUAAAUUAAGUAAGUUGUUAUUUUAUCUUUUGCUUUCUAGGUAGGUUAUUUUUACUUAUUUAUUGUGUUGUGGUUUAUUGUUUCUGGUGUAUCAGUGAUUUAUAUCUCUGAUUACGAGGAUAGAUACUUUGGAAUUAACAUACGUGGAUCUUUAUGGGUCUGGAAUUUGGUCGGAGGGCAUAUCUAGCCCCUAGUUCUUUCCGUGCAUGUUAUUUGACUAAAUCAAGAUCAUGAAAGGAGCAGCAUCAUGUGUAUAAUCACAGGUUAACCAUAUGACUAAAGAUCAUAGAGCAGUGAAUCCUUAGAUCCUUACCAAGUACAUUUAUCUUACAGCUGAGAAAACUUUUCCCCGGCUAGAAUGUUUCUGUGGUGUUCUUUAAUGGCCUCAUCCUUCCUUGGAUCUGGGAGAAGAUUUCACUGAGUUUGACUGGUUUUGUGAUCCUCUCUAUGUUAGUUGUGGCUGAUGAAUUUUACUGAAUUACUUGUAUAGUCUCUUUAUUUCUCAAAUAAUUGUAUGAUCACAUCGGGUUUCUUUAUUUUCUUUCCAAAACGAGAUAACUUGAUUUCCUGAUUCUCCAAGUCUGAAUUGAUGUUCUCAUCAUGUCUGACCGACUUCUAUGAACUGGGUUUCUCUGUAGCUCAUGGAGAAUCUGAUCCCCGUGGUGGAGAAGGAGAGGCCGCCGCCGCCCCGGCUGAGGAGGACCUGCUCCGCGCAGUGGUGA
This is a messenger RNA of Spirodela intermedia, 2474 nucleotides long. The record is from the annotation of a GenBank genome assembly. Lineage: Eukaryota; Viridiplantae; Streptophyta; Magnoliopsida; Alismatales; Araceae.